AUGAUCAAGUGUUUGAUUCUUUUGAUAAUAUGUGCAGUUUAUGUACGUGCCACCACAUUACCUAUGGAGGUUGGCCAUGAUAAUGUGAAAGCCAUAAAGAUACAAGGAAAUAAGUUUGUGACUUCGGAAGGAUACCAAUUCUAUAUAAAAGGAAUCGCAUACCAAAGGAACAGAGAAGAACAUGAUUCAUUUGUGAACGACGGUUUUGGAUAUAUUGAUCCUUUGGCAAACAAAACUACGUGCUUAAGGGACUUGAAAUAUUUGCAGCAGUUGAACGUCAAUGUAGUAAGAGUUUAUCAAAUUGACCCAUCAAAAAAUCAUGAUAUUUGUAUGGAUGCAUUUGCAUCCAAAGGGAUUUAUGUUUUGUUGGAUUUGGCUGAGCCUGAAACUUCCAUAAAUAGAAACAAUCCAACAUGGAAUAUCGAUGUGUUUGAUAGGUACAAGUAUGUCAUAGAUUCUAUGCACAAGUACAAUAAUGUUCUUGGUUUCUUUGCUGGAAAUGAAGUUUCUAAUUCUUUGGUCAACAUUGAUGCUUCGCCAUUUGUGAAAGCUGCCAUCAGGGAUUCCAAAAGUUACAUGAAAAGUAAAGGGUAUAGAAACAUUCCUGUAGGUUAUGCUUCUAAUGACGAUUCUGACAUUAGAAAUAAUGUGGCCGAUUACUUUAGUUGUGGUGACUCCAGCGAAAGAGCAGAUUUCUUUGGUUUAAACAUGUAUGAAUGGUGUGGCUACUCAAGUUAUUCAACUUCUGGAUACAGAGAUAGGACUUUCGAAUUCGGAAAAUCUACCAUUCCAGUAUUUUUCAGUGAGUUCGGUUGUAAUACUAUGACCCCGAGACCUUUUACUGAAGUUGAAGCCUUAUACGGGUUAACUAUGUCCAAAGUGUGGUCCGGAGGUAUUGCAUAUGAAUAUUUCCAACACGGUAACAAAUAUGGGGUUGUAAAGGAAACUAAAAAUGGGUCAAUCGUACCUUUAGACGAUUUCAAUAUUUUAAGUUCAAGGUACAAUUUGAACACACCUAAACAGACCUCAAUCGUCAUGGCUGAAACAAAUGAAACUAACCUCCAACAAUGCCCUCAGAGUUCUGACUGGAAAGCCAGUGAAAAAUUACCUCCCACUCCUGAUAGAGGAAAAUGUGAAUGUUUACAAUCUUCAUUAUCAUGUAUUUUAACUCCAUUUAAAGAGGUACGUGAAGAAGAUCUUUUGAAUGAAGUCUGUUCAAAAAUUGAUUGCAAGGAAAUAGCAGCAGAUGGGAUCCAUGGGCAGUAUGGUAAAUUUUCCGACUGCAGUUUGAACCAGAAAGUGUCAUUCGCCUUAGACAAGUAUUAUUCUUUACACAAUAAGACAGGAGAUGCCUGUAAUUUCAAUGAAAGGGCAGUCUUGAUCACCAACAACGAUAGAUCAGACUUAAGAAGUAUCUUUCUUAGAGAUGGACGAACAUGUGAAGAUGCGUUAAAAGACGCUGAAUCUCAUGAUAAAGAAGUUCAAAAUUCUGGUCAACAAAAGGUAUCACCUACAUUUGAUGGAUAUGCAUCUUUUGAAUCUCAAAAUAAAACCGAAAUUGCAAAAUCCUUAGCCGCUUCUUACAAGAACACCAUUUCUUCAUUGUUUGGAUUAGGCUUAUUAGCAAUAUUAAAAUAUUUAUUUUAA
This is a messenger RNA of Yamadazyma jaroonii, 1647 nucleotides long. The record is from the annotation of a GenBank genome assembly. Lineage: Eukaryota; Fungi; Ascomycota; Pichiomycetes; Serinales; Debaryomycetaceae.